Molecule: messenger RNA, 4414 nt
Organism: Hermetia illucens (black soldier fly)
Lineage: Eukaryota; Metazoa; Arthropoda; Insecta; Diptera; Stratiomyidae
Gene: Csk
Product: tyrosine-protein kinase CSK
Exons: 10
Coding region: 110-3223 (1037 amino acids)
Biological process (GO): protein phosphorylation
Molecular function (GO): ATP binding; protein tyrosine kinase activity
Source: RefSeq, a predicted model, not a curated record
GUUCGGCGAGGAAAGGGUCGAAAAGGGCGGCAGGCAAAAGAUAAUUCACAUCCGCUUCUCAGUAAUAUCAGAUUCGUGGAAUUAAAAGAAACAGAAGCUAUGUUUAAAUAUGGUUACAACCAUCAAAAUAACCUGUGACGGAGUUUUCAUUCAAUCGAACUCGACGAACGGCUCGAUGAAUCGUUCAUUCCCAAUGCAAAAUGACCGGAACGUUCGUCUGAACCCAAUACAACAUUCGUCAACGACGACGGCCUGCAACUUCCUCUCGAGCAAAUUGGGAACUUACAGAACAAAGUUAUCACGGAGUGUUAGUAGUCUAAGUGCCAAUCGAGUCUCUUCGCUUUUCGACCACCGAAAGUUGAAUAAUGAGCGUCCGAAUUUGCACCGAUCGCGGCGUGGUUCCCUGGCCGUACCUCAAGAACGCAACGACGCGAAAAUUCUCCUUAAAAAUGACGUGAAAAAAAGUGGAAAUACUUCUCUAUCAACCGAGUCGAGUAAUGACAGUGGUACCGAAGUGACGGAACCGGAUCACUAUUAUAAGCUGAGAGCCAAGGAGAAAUCGGAAUCUUCAUCUUCAGCAUCAUCUUCGACGAUAGCGUCUUGUUGUUCCACUGUAAAUGCUAGAAAUGCAGCCAAUUCAAGACCAUCUCAGCCUCCGGAUCCGAAUCGCUUGACAAAGUUCGGUAGAGAUUUCCUAUCGCGUCGAUUAAGUACUUCACAGAUACCGGAAUCGCGAUCGUCUUCAACAUCAGGAUCCCUUUCGAAGCCGCAACAGAAUCACGUGACAAAACCUCGGAAAUCACCAACCACAGCGACUUUGAUGCCAUCCGCAUCGUCCACGGGAAUAUCUUUCCGACGACUUAAUCUGAUGCGAUCGCACUCAGUUUCUGCAAUCAAACCUGUCUCGCGAUCACCAUCUUCAGCAGUGGUUGGAGCAACCAGAGCCGAUGAUACUGAUGUCGAUGUAGAACACGAGCACCUGAAACAGCGUAUUAAACGCAAACUUUUCGCUGUCUCAUCCGAGAGUAUAUCGGAAAAGAACUCAAAUUCGUUAGACAAUCACUUUGAGAAAUUCCUCGCAACAACACGUAGUCUAUCAUCGUCUAUCGAUAAGCUAGCAAACGGAUUCAAGGGAUUGCAUCCAAUCAAAUCCAUAACAUUAAGACGACGCCAUUCAAAGGAGAACGACGUUAUGAACACACACGCAACAACAGCCUUAAAUUUACAGACAUCAGGUCAAACAUCGGUUGUGGGUCAUCAUCGUGGUUUCUCUCAACCAACGGCGGCCAAUACAGGCGAUCCAUGGUUUCUACAGUCGACCGGACAUCAAAUGCCUCCAACGGCUCCGGCUAGACAACAUAAACGUCCAGCCCCGCAACCGGGCAAUGUUAUUCCUAUGAGCAGUGGAUUAUUGCAACAACAACAGCAUAGUCAAUCACAACCUCAUAUUGUUCCACCAUCGGUGCCACCCCAUCAGAAUAAUAAUCAACAUGUAAAUUCCGUUCAUCUAUCCUCGCAUGCUUUAAAUAGUCAUAAUUUAUUAUCCUCAAAUCACUCACCGAAAUCACCAAAUCAACAACAACAACCGCAUCCCCAACAACAGAAUCUCCACAUCAUCUCCUCCAACCUAACAAGUGCAGCUACAACAAAUGCAACAUGUCAAACGCAACUGUCGAACUCGUCGAAUAACAAUUUGAUGUCAACAUCACUGAAUGCAGCGCAGCUUCAAAGUCACCUCAAUUCUGGGAUUGGUUUGCAGCCAACGUCUGUGUCGGCAGCUGUAACAGCACAAUCGAAUGCCGCUAAGAUGCACGGAAUGGCUGGAAUUUUACAUCCAUCAUCUGCCAUUCCACCGCCUCAUGCACCUCCACAACAACUACAACAACAUCCCCACCCGACAGCACAUAUGCAACCACCGGCUCCAACAAUUCAUGUACCACCCCCUUCAACGAAUGUGAUGUCAACAUCCUUGCAUAAUUUCGAUGCAAAUGGAACGGCUUGGAACAGUACGUCAUCGCUAUCUCCUACUAUUUCCAAUGCCUCUUCAACAUCUUCGUCCCAACAACACCAACAGCAGCAUAGAAAGUGUGAAGUGAAGCUGAAUGCUAUGCCGUGGUUCCAUGGCAGCAUUUCAAGAGAUGAAGCCGAACAUUUACUCCAGCCCCGAGAAGAUGGAUUAUUUUUGGUUAGAGAAUCGACAAAUUUUCCCGGUGAUUAUACGCUGUGCGUGUGCUUUCAAGGAAAGGUUGAACAUUAUCGCGUGAAAUAUUUGGAAAACAAGUUGACAAUUGACGAUGAAGAAUAUUUUGAGAAUUUAGGACAAUUGGUGGCGCACUACGAAAAGGAUGCCGAUGGUCUAUGCACACAACUAAUCAAAUGUCUCCCGAAAAAGGGCAAACAAGAGUUCUGCAUCAAUUCUAAAGAAUUCGCCGACAAAGGAUGGGUGAUACCAGAGAACGAUCUACAAUUGCGCGAGAGCAUAGGAAAGGGCGAAUUCGGAGAUGUGAUGCUGGGUAUUCUAAGAAACGAAAAAGUCGCUGUAAAAAUGCUGAAAGAUGAUGGAGCUGCACAGAAGUUCUUAGCAGAAGCAUCAGUUAUGACAACACUGGAACAUGAGAAUCUCGUUAAAUUUAUCGGUUUAGUAUUUACGAAUAAGCACAUCUACUUAGUUACGGAAUAUAUGAGUAAAGGGUCCUUGGUCGAUUAUCUACGAUCGCGCGGUAGACAGCAUAUUACGAAAAAAGAUCAAAUUACAUUUGCAUGUGACACAUGUUCGGGUAUGGAGUAUCUGGAAGCGAAGAAAGUCGUACAUCGUGAUCUGGCAGCGAGAAAUGUAUUAAUUUCGGAGAACUGUGUAGCUAAAGUAUCCGAUUUCGGACUGGCAAGAGAGGAAUGUUAUAAUUUGGAAGUGGGUAAAUUGCCAAUAAAGUGGACUGCGCCGGAAGCACUCAAGGGUGGUAGAUUUUCAAACAAAUCGGACAUGUGGAGUUUUGGAAUUCUACUUUGGGAAAUUUAUUCGUUCGGUCGCGUUCCUUAUCCAAGAAUUCCUCUAGCGGACGUAGUGAAACACGUCGAAGUCGGCUAUAAAAUGGAAGCACCCGAAGGAUGUCCACCCGAAAUCUACGAAAUGAUGCGCCAAGCGUGGGAUUUGAAUCCUGCCCGAAGACCAACGUUCCAGGAGCUCAAAGUCAAACUAUUGCAGCUUAAGAAUAUAACGACGUGAACUCAAAUCUCAAUAUAAGUUAUAAACAAUAAUCACUAUUUAAGAAGUAUUAUUAAAUGAAUAAUAAAAACGGAAAGAUGAAGAAAGUCCCAAUUGCAUCGUUGAACAGGAAUCUGUUCGGAAAGGUGGGAACCCAUUUGAUUCUUUUGAAAUCUGCAAGCACACAAUUUUGUUGAAAUCACACAAAAAAAGAUAAGCCGGCUUCUUUUGAUAAAUACUUUUCUUCACGUUUAUAUAUAUAUAUUAUAUACAAAAUGAUUUUUAGCGUAUUUUUUCUUUUCUAUUGAAUAUAUUUAAUAUAUUUAUUAAUUUGUUUAAUAUUAAUAUUGCAAGUUGCAAACAAAAAGAAAGAAAAUCAACAAAAAGAAUUAAACGACGCAAAUGCAAACGAGAAAAGCGUUGCAUUGUUCAAUAAACGCUACAAAUAAAAACCAAAUUACAAAAAAAAAAAUGAAAAUUCGGUUAAGGCAGGAAUGAAAUUGAAUGAUUAGCAGAUACAAAAAUGGUUCGUGAUUGGUUUAAGACCUGCGAAUGCAACACAAUUCAAUCGACCAAGCACGGAUGCAUGCAUACAAAAAAAAUCUUGUAAAUAGGAUUAAAAUGUACGAAAGAUGAAUUAAUCACUGUUAUCGAAUAUGCAGAUAAAUCUGAAACGCUAAAUGAACACGUACAUUGAGAAGAGCAAUCUGACGAGGACCGAAGCUGAAACUGAAAAAUGAAGCAGCAGUUUUAAGGAUGGUCUCGAUGUAUUCCCUUUAAUUUGAAAAUCUUUGAUUUUCCAGUGAAUCUAUUACAUUGUUGAGUAUUUGAUUUGUUUAUGUCAAUCAGAUUGCAUUUGUACAGAUUCCGAACUAAAGUAUUUUCAGUUGGACUAUGGUACAUAAGAUACAAUGAUGAUGAUAAAAAUACUUAAAUUUAAUCUUCAUAAGUUCUAUUUUUUGAUUGCAUAGGAAAAUUGUAUUUUUUUAUUCUUUUAAACAAAAUUUUCAAAAGUUUUGGCAAAUGAAAGUAUUUUUUUUUCAGAUAUUUUAUACAAAUUUUUAUUUUAUUUUUUAAUUAUAUUUUAAUUUUAUAUGGUUUUAAGGAGUGUUUGCUUAUUGCACAUUUGUAAACGAUAUAAAGAAAUUAUGUUAUGUUAUGAUGUUUGUUCCAAUAACCAGAGACAAUGAAAAUGAUAAAGAUCAAAACGAA